Molecule: messenger RNA, 1302 nt
Organism: Pocillopora damicornis (cauliflower coral)
Lineage: Eukaryota; Metazoa; Cnidaria; Anthozoa; Scleractinia; Pocilloporidae
Product: uromodulin
Molecular function (GO): calcium ion binding; heparin binding
Source: RefSeq, a predicted model, not a curated record
AUGGACUUUUCUGCGCUUUUCAUGAUUGUAUCCUACAUUCCAUUUAUGACUUACUUAACGUUUGGUAAAGAGCGAAAUCGUUCAAUGCUGUUUCCAGAUUACUUCGUCUUUGCUGACAAACGUUUGGUAAACCAUAUAAUCGAAACUAAAUACGUCAAAGACUUGGAUCACUGUGAGCUUUUCUGCUACAUGAACGACAACUGUGUCAGUGCUAACUUCAAAAAAGAGCCAGAGACUGGAGGAACGGCGUAUGUUUGUGAAUUAAAUAACGCAACUCAUCUUGAAUAUGAUACUGACCUGUCGACUAAUGCCGUUUUUCUCUAUCGGGGUUCAAAGAACGUCUGCGGUAAAAACCUUCCGUGUCAAAAUAAUGCAACUUGUCAGUCCGGUUUCACAAUCAAGGGAUAUCGAUGUUUGUGCCCUCCUGGAUUCGAAGGAGAACAUUGCGAAAAAGAUAUUGAUGAAUGCCAAAAAAAUACUCACGAUUGUCACUUGAACGCUACUUGCCAAAACACAAAUGGAUCCUUUGUGUGCACCUGUUCAUUUGGAUUUAACGGAGAUGGACGGAACUGCACAGAUAUUGACGAAUGUGCAAGAAAUCUUUCUUGUCAUGUGAAUGCUAACUGUACCAACACCAUUGGAUCACAUGUAUGUACAUGCCACACUGGAUACACUAGAGAUGGACAAACUUGCUCAGCCGAUCCGUGCUAUAAUUACAGAAACCUGAGCGAUGCUGACAGAAAGAGCACUUACAACACACCCUACGGUAAAGAAAAAUGUGACGACGAUUCCUCAUCCAUAAUAUUCGGGAAAUGGUAUCGUUUCGUGGGAGAUGCCGGAACAAAAAUGCCAACCUGGUGCGUACCGCGGUGGAAAUGUGGUGCAGCCUCCUCAGGCUGGCUAAAAAGUGGUCACCCCACAUUGGCAGAUGGUGAGGUUUCCUCCCAGGUCUGCUUCAACCGAAUUGGAGAUUGUUGCAAGAUAUCAAUAAACAUUAAUGUGAAAGACUGCGGAUCCUACUUUAUAUACAAACUACAAAAGCCACCUUCUUGUUAUUUGCGCUACUGCAGCACAGACUGAAUGCCAUAAGCAAGUCAUUCUGCGCAGCGAAAGGAUUCACAAAUCGAUUUAUUGGCACGCACGUGUACAUCAAUGUACAGGAUAACAGGGACUUAAAUAAUUUCACAUGAGAAGUUAUGACUUAAGGUAGUCAGUAGUAGUGACUGACAUUCUAUAACCUCGGUUGAAUCAUCAUGAGAGUUGGCUGAACAAGUUUUGUUUAUCCGAGCAUUGGAACAGACU